Helobdella robusta is the source of this 570-nucleotide messenger RNA. RefSeq lists its product as hypothetical. The transcript has 3 exons. Lineage: Eukaryota; Metazoa; Annelida; Clitellata; Rhynchobdellida; Glossiphoniidae. Gene Ontology annotation, molecular function: protein binding. The record is from RefSeq and is a predicted model, not a curated record. The annotation marks the transcript as partial.
CCAUCUGCUCCUCAAAAACUCCAUGUCAAAGAUACCGGCAAAGAUUUUAUCACUGUUGAAUGGUUAGCACCACAAUUUGAUGGGGGUGCUAAAGUUUUCUACUAUAUAGUUGAAAAAAAAGAUGUUAGUCGUAUGGGUGGUGAUUGGGGCACUGCAGCAAAAUUAAGAAGUGCAGAUACUGAAUGCAAAGUUUCUAAUCUCAUUCAAGGAAAUGCUUAUUUGUUUCGAGUUAUGGCAGAAAAUCAAACAGGUAUUGGACCAGCCACUGAAUUGAAUCACCCCGUUGUUGCUAAGCCGCCAUUCGAUCUUCAAGUGUUGGAUUACAGCGUUGAUCAUGUAACAUUGAGAUGGAUUGCACCAGAAUUUAAUGGAGGUUCACCCAUCACAAACUACAUAAUUGAAAAAAGAGACAUUCAUUUUAAUUUAUGGACCACUGUUGGAAAAACAGAAGUAACACAAUUCAGGGUAACAAAUGUUUUCGAUGGUCAAACUUAUUUUUUUCGUGUAUCUGCUGAAAAUAUUUGCGGAAGAGGAGUUCAAGCUGAAACAGAUAAACCUGUUACUGCAAAA